CUUGGCAAGGGAAAGCGCUCCUUAUGAUUACGGUUCUUGUCAAUGUCGAGGCAUGAUGUUGCUCCUGGUGCGAAUGCUCAAAAAAUGAGUGAUGUGAACCAAAACUUGUCCUACAAUUUUCGGUUAGGCAUUUCUAGCGAUGUGGAGGAUACGCAAGCCUUUCGUAGAAACCAAACAUCACGACGCAGCUCUACAGGCGUGCUGUCUUUCACUAAUGACGACUUACAUCCUGAUAUCUUACUGGACCAAGGCAUCGAAGGUUUUGACUAUGAUCCUGUUCAGAAUAAAAUUUUCACUGACGAAGGAGUACGAAGGGCGUCUUAUGGAAGCAUCUUUAGAGGAGCCUCGCUUAGGCAUUCAGUACUAUUCUUCAUAGGCGUGUUUACUGGACUUUCUGCCUGCGUAAUUGAUUACGCUAUUGAAAACAUCUCGAAGUAUAAGUAUAGAUCAGUUUCAUGGCUUAUCAGUCGUUACCCACAUUCUCUGUGGAUCUCUGUUCCAGGAUUUUUGUGGUGUGCAGUCAAUUCUUUCCUCACAGGUAUAGCAGCUACACUAGUCGUCUUUUUAGCUCCAGUUGCUUCUGGAAGCGGAAUCCCGCAAAUUAAAUGUUAUCUUAAUGGUCUUAAUGUUCCUCGUGUAAUGCGAUGCCUCACUAUGAUCGUAAAGGGUGUUGGUGUUAUUUUGGCGGUGUCCGGAGGUUUGGCUGUUGGAAAAGAGGGACCUAUGAUACAUAUUGGCUCGGUGAUUGCUGCAGGAUUAUCACAAGGGCGAUUACGGUUUUUAAAAUAUUCCUUGGGUUGCUUGAAGAUUUUUAGGAAUGACCAAGAAAAACGUGAUUUUGUCAGUGCUGGUGCGGCUGCUGGGGUUGCAGCUGCUUUCGGAGCACCCGUAGGGGGUCUGUUAUUUGCCCUUGAAGAAGGCGCUAGUUUUGUUUAUCAAAGAUUAACAUGGACCAUACUCUUCGCAUCAAUGGUUUCGAUGUUUACUUUGGCUCUGUUCAAAUCACUGACUCGUACCCAUGUGUUCAAAUUUACUCCUGGUGGUCUUGUAAGCUUCGGUACCUUUGAAUCAUUAAAUGAUUACAAUGCCUAUGAAAUUCUUAUGUUUUUACUAAUGGGUCUAAUUGGUGGAUUAUCUGGAGCAUUGUUUGUGAAAGCGAAUUCAGUCCUAACAAGAUAUAGACAAAAGAACAUUACAACAAAAUAUAACAAGAUUAUAGAAGCCAUUCUGGUCAGUUCGUUAACUACCACUUUAUGUUUUUCAAUAAUGUGGGCUGUUCGUGAUUGUAGUCCAUUAGCAUAUACCAGCAGUUCUUUCCCUCUCAAAAUGAUGUGUGCGGACAACGAGUUUAAUUCAAUUUCCUCACUGUUAUUUUCAACACCCGAACGUUCUCUCCGAACUCUGCUUCACGAUCCUCCAAUGACAUACAGUAUUUCAGUGUUAACCAUAUUUGUGCUCGUAUACUAUUUCUUGGCCUGCAUUACAUAUGGUUUGUCUGUUCCUGCUGGUCUAUUCAUACCAUCUUUGUUGAUUGGCGCUGGCUGGGGUCGAAUCAUAGGACAUUUAAUGCAUACUAUUGAUCCAGUUCAUUUCUCCGAUCCCGGUAAAUUCGCACUGAUUGGAGCUGCUGCACAAUUAGGUGGUAUUGUUCGAACGACAUUAAGUUUAACAGUUAUUCUAAUGGAGGCAACAGGAAACGUAAUUGUUGGAUUACCUUUGCUAAUGACUUUGACUGUUGCUAAAUAUAUGGGUGAUUGUUUAAGCGAAGGGAUUUACGAUGAACAUAUUGGAUUGAAUAGUAUGGCUUUACUUCCGUGGACACCGCAUUCACUAUCUAUAACUAAGAGAGCUUAUGACCUGAUGUCUAAUCCAGUCGUGUAUCUAUAUCCUAUUAUGCGUGUUAGUGAAUUAGUUGAACGGGUUACAAAUAAUUUACAUCAUGGAUUUCCAGUUGUAGUGGGUUCCACAAAUUCAUCAAGAUUUUCAUAUGGUACUUUAGUUGGAAUGAUUUCUUCGGAGCAUUUGGCACUACUGCUGCAAAAACGUGCAUUUUUAUCUAAAGAUGGUAAUAUAGUAUAUUCAUUGACCUAUAAAGAUUAUGAUGAUGCUUAUCCAUCCUAUCCAAAGUUAGGUGAUGUUUUAGCUAAUUUAUCAUGUGAUGAUAUGGACGCCUAUUUAGACUUGAGGCCAUACAUGUGUGAAGCGCCAUACAGUGUCCCAGAGACUAUGACAAUGACUCGUGUUUACCAUCUUUUCCGUUUAUUGGGUCUCCGGCAUCUACCGGUUGUUGAUAGUCAAAAUCAAGUAUAUUACUAACGUUCUGCUUUUUUUGCUUUGUGUAUACAUCGAAUUCGUACUUAUAAUUACAGUUUGACAAUGUCAUGAAUAGUGUGUGUAUGAUUUUAUUGGAUAGUUAUUUUUGUGACAAAUGACUGACAAGGUUAUAAAAACGUGUUUUGUCUAUAUUGUCUCUGUUGUGUCCACCGUCCUACUGCUUAUACAUGGAAACGGUAACCACUGUAAUUCCCAAGAAGCAAGGAAGAAUCCGAAAGACCUAUAAAAAUGAGGAUUUAUUGGCUCUCCAGAAUUACCUCGUCAUUAUACCAAAGCACACUGAUUUCUAUAAUAAUUUCUGCACAGUAAUAUAACAUAUGGGGGAAUAUAAAUAGAGUUACUGGAAAAUAUAGUGAAUAUAGUUCACUUGAAUUAAUAUAGGGAAUAUAAAUAUCUCACUGAAUGAAGGUUCACAUGUAUCAUGUUGAAGUUCGUGGAAUCAUUACACGGAAAGAUUUAAGACGUUUCAAAUUCGAAUUUGUUAGUGGUGAAUAUCGUGUAGAAGAGUUGAUAUUUUCACGUAAAAUGUGAUCACUACUUAAAAUCUCUUCGCUUUUCUUUUCUUUUUUUUAAAAAACAAAUAAAUAAACAUAAUUAUUUUCUUUUCGGAUCUAUUGUCAACAUUGUAUAUUUAUGCUCAUCAUCAGUAUUAACUAACCGGUUCUGAUUCUAUAUGAUUGUGAAUAAAAUAUUUAUUGGAUUCACUGACUGACUAAUAAUAAUAAUAAUUGUUAUUAUUAUUAUUAUUAUUAUUAUUA
Molecule: messenger RNA, 3092 nt
Organism: Schistosoma margrebowiei
Lineage: Eukaryota; Metazoa; Platyhelminthes; Trematoda; Strigeidida; Schistosomatidae
Source: the annotation of a GenBank genome assembly